AUGAUUGGACUCAUCAACGAUAACGAUGACUCAGAGUACAGGGAGGAGACGCAGAGCCUAGCUACAUGGAGGCGAAGGUCAGAAUGGCAGUGGGCAGCAGACAGAGCUGCUAUUGUCAGUCGCUGGAACUGGCUUCAAGCUCAUGUCUCAGAUUUAGAGUACCGAAUCCGGCAGCAAACAGUUAUGUACAAGCAAAUUCGAGCUAACAAGGGACUGGUAUUACUAGGUGAGAUGCCUCCUUCUGACCAUGUAUUAGGUGAUUCAACCCAUAGUCUUAGUGUUGACUUCAAGCUGGAGCCUGGAAUUGACAGACUGGGCAAUUACAUCUCCCAGCCAUCAGAGAAACUUUGUAUAUCCAUUAGGAAUACCCAAGAGUCUGUACCUGCUAAAACCUAUAGAGUGCCAAGACCAUUCAAUGGAGUCAUCAACACUCUACAGCCAAGCUUGACAGAACAUAGUCAGGGAGAUGGCUCAGAUGCUGAGGAGCUGUUGCGGAAAAAGCAGAGAUUAAAUGUGGUAUCUUCAACUCCUGAUGGAACCUGUGUGGCAGCCCGCAUGCGCCCUGUCCUCAGCUGCAAGAAACGGCGGCUUGUUCAACCCAAUAGUCUGGUUCCACUAUCCAAAAAGGUUCAUCGUAGCAACAUGUGGCAGUGUGGGUGCGAUGUGAACCCUUUGUGUGCUGUCUGUGUUAUGCGAAGUUCAUUGCCUCCAGAAAUCCAGUAUGAAGUCCCUUUGAUGGAGCGUCUCUCACAGUUGGAUUUCUGCAUCCACCCUGAACUUUCAUUCCCAGAUGAUGUACCAGUGAGUUUACACCUUCAGAGCAUGUUGAAAUCCCAGUUGCAGAACAAGCCCUGUGAGAAAAUCAAACCUCCCAAAAAGCUCACAUUGAAGCACCGACCCACUGUGCUUCCCAGCAGUGUCUCUGACUCAGCGCGCAAAGACCGUCACAAGCUGGGUAAUACCUUUUUAGCAGCAGCCACUUGCUCACAUCACAAAAUCGAGCCAGAAAAGGUAUACAGGCAGCCCUUAAACGGUGUGAGGGCUGCCCCCAAGGUCGAGAGAGUGCCAAAGCGCUCACUUAUCCUGAUGGCAGUUCAUGAGAGAAAGCGAUUGCGGGACAGCUCCAAGAGAAGUGAAGUGUUGAAGCAUCAUCCAGAGAUUGGAGGCCCAAGUUACUUGUCAAGUUCUAUGGCCUCCACACCUCAUACUCCACUCAUGCGACAGCUCUUUGCUUCCUCUGAAAAUUCCAUCUCUCCUGUCACCACAAGCUCCCUGGGAAGUUCCAUUGCAGCUCAGCAGCCAAGGAGGAGAAGAGGGGAAAGCUCUUUUGACAUUAACAACAUUGUCAUACCAAUGUCUGUUGCUGCAACAACCAGGGUAGAAAAACUUCAAUACAAAGAAAUUCUUACACCAAGCUGGCGUAUUGUGGAUGUUUGUGCUCUGAAGGGGAAUCCAGAUGAAGACACUGAAGAGAUAGAGAAUAUAUCUGAUGCAGCGUUUGCCACUCUCCAUGCUAGGUAUGAGGAAAUGGAGCGAGCCAGGUGGCUUUGGAAUACAAGUAUGCCACCACAGCGGCGAGGUAGCAGGAUUGCCAAAGCCAUGAUGGACCUUCUAAAGACAGGGAGUACAGGAACGAAACCCCACCCGGGACAACCCCUACAGUGGGACCUAACCUGCCAAAAAGCAUUUGAAAUGCUGAAAGAACUGUUUGCAAAAGAACUGGUGCUGAAGCACCCUGACCCUGAACAACCCUUCAUCAUUCAAGCAGAUGCCAGUGACAUGGCAGUGGGAGCAGUGCUACUCCAAAGAAAUGACCAAGGAAACCUACAGCCCUGCGCCUACACCUCCCAUAAGCUCAUGGACACAGAGAGGCGAUGGGCCGCAUGGGAAAAAGAGGCUUUCAUGAUAAG
Molecule: messenger RNA, 1910 nt
Organism: Pseudonaja textilis
Lineage: Eukaryota; Metazoa; Chordata; Lepidosauria; Squamata; Elapidae
Source: RefSeq, a predicted model, not a curated record